AUGUCGCUCUUCGAAAAUCCUGAUAGCGUACGCAUGUUGCGCGAUUUACUCACACCCCCCGAAGAGCGAGACAAUUCUGACACCGACAACGAUGACGAGCCAAUCGCCAGACGCAACAAUUUCACGCCCGCAAAUAUUGGCAGCAAAUGCAGUGGAGAAGACAAACAAAACCAAGCGCGAACGGAAGCACUAGAGCGACCAGUGCCAACCAGCAUCGAGGAGUGGCAAGAGCAGCAGGAGCGGGAGGAUGCUGAGAUUUUGGAGACACGCAAGCGACCGGAGUACAGCAUGACCUAUCGGCAAGCGGUGGGAACCGAGGACCUUUACCUGCGGAUGGGCAAUCGCACUAAUGCCACGGCCAGUUGUGAGGAUUUGCUGCUGGAUAUACUGCUGCCCGACGAGACGACACCGGCGGAUAAAAUGGAUUUGUCAAUUACCGAAGAUGAAGUGGAUUUGGCGACGCCAAUUUAUCGCCUCAAAUUGCCACUGCCGCACAAGGUGAACGUGGAUCGUUGCAGGGCCAAGUAUGUUGCUGAGCUGCGCAAACUCUGCCUGACAUUGCGACUGCAACGUGAAUUCGAUUAUGUGAACUUUUAGAAGGGACGCCAAAGCUAAGCUGCUGUGCCCGCAAGUUGCUUCGACCAACUGCAUAUCUACUGCGACUACAAGCAGC
Molecule: messenger RNA, 673 nt
Organism: Rhagoletis pomonella (apple maggot)
Lineage: Eukaryota; Metazoa; Arthropoda; Insecta; Diptera; Tephritidae
Product: dynein assembly factor 6, axonemal-like
Exons: 3
Coding region: 1-597 (198 amino acids)
Biological process (GO): axonemal dynein complex assembly
Cellular component (GO): cytoplasm
Molecular function (GO): protein-folding chaperone binding; dynein intermediate chain binding
Source: RefSeq, a predicted model, not a curated record